This is a messenger RNA of Cydia strobilella, 6121 nucleotides long. Its product is annotated as nose resistant to fluoxetine protein 6-like. The coding region runs from base 63 to 2420 and encodes 785 amino acids. Gene Ontology annotation, molecular function: acyltransferase activity, transferring groups other than amino-acyl groups. The transcript is spliced from 12 exons. The record is from RefSeq and is a predicted model, not a curated record. NCBI's taxonomy places the organism in Eukaryota, Metazoa, Arthropoda, Insecta, Lepidoptera, Tortricidae.
UGGACAAAGGCUGUCGCCUGUCAGUGAUUUUUGUGCUAUCGGCGCGGGCACUCGUUUCCGUCAUGUUGCUCGCCCUCCUCGCGAUCGCGUGCGUGUGCGCCGCGGCCGACAACUACACCGACCUCAAACUUAACACCACUAUCGACCAGAGACUCCACAACAGACUCUCCACCUUCUUUGAUACCAAUCGGACUUUAGACAGACGCGACCUCGCUCUUCUUAAUAGAACUGCGCAAACUUUAGGAAUAAAAAAAGAAGUAGUUGAAAAAAUAAGUGAUUUGAUUAAAAAUAAUGGCACGGUUGAGACUGGGAUUUUGAGCAGACUGUCAGAAGAAGCUAAGGGCAUUGUGACUGCCCUACCCUACCCUACCCUACCCUAUAAGGAAGAAAUAGGGAAGGAUAAACUGGUGCCGAUCGACGAGUCUCCCGAUUAUGCUUCAUCGGUGGUGUUGGCCAGUGACCUGCUGUCUCUGACGAGCGCCGUGGCCAGUGUGCAGGAGAAGGUCUGCAGAGAGCAGGGUUACCGGUUUCUGGACGGACUGCUCUUGAACAAAAGAUGGGCUUUACGAAUGUUCGACGCGUCGGCAAAGUCCCCUCAAGGCCUGCUGUUCGGCUCGUCCUACCACCUGGGCAACUUCGACGAGUGCGUCGCCAUCGACGACUCCACAGAUGGCGGUAUCACCGUCGAGGGGCAAUACUGUUUGGCGACCAUCAAGUGGCCGAAGAAGCACAAAGCGAAAAAGGUUCGAACCGGCCGUGGAGAGACUCUCCGCUGGGCGGUGUGCGUGCCCAGCGCCUGCAGCGCCAAAUCCGUUAAUAGCUUCGUGUCCAGCGUCCUCUCUCAUACGGUCGGAAACAGGACCAGUGUUCAAGUCACCGAGAGAGACUGCUACUCUCGAACACCGUUGACCGUCACGUCUUUGGACGUCGGCUUUUUGGCAGUGAUCCUAUUCUUCGCAGUCAUCUUGCUCUUCAGCACAAUCUACGAGUUUUACAAGAUAAAAUGGGGUGUCAACAAGACGUCGGUACUCCACAAUUUGGUCGUCUCCUUCUCCGUCAUCCACAAUGUGAAAAAGCUGAUAUCGUGCAAGCAGAACCACACGUUGGGCUUGGAGUGCGUGACGGGCAUCAAGACUCUGGCCAUGGUGUUCAUAAUAGCUGGGCAUGCGUGUUUGUUUAUCGCCAGUGGACCAGUGAUGGAUGCUGAGGCAUGGGACCGGUUGGUGCGUCACCCAGCGGACGCGUUCAUGUUAAACAAUUCCCUGCUAGUGGACACUUUCCUGUUCCUGAGCGCGUUCCUGUUCUGCCGGCUCCUGCUGAUCGAACUAGACAAGAGGAAGGGCAGGCUCAACGUCAUACCGAUAUUGGUCUUCCGGUACAUUAGAGUAACUCCCGCGUAUAUCGUGGUGAUUCUGUUCUACAUGACGUGGCUGCCGAAAAUCGGAGAGGGGCCUCUGUGGGAAGACAGGAUGCAACUGGAGCAGGAGCGAUGCAUGACGUCUUGGUGGGCGAACAUUCUGUAUAUCAACAACUAUGUCAACACUGAUCAUCUGUGCAUGUUUCAAUCGUGGUACCUCUCCGUGGACACUCAACUAUUCUUCGUGGCGCCUAUUUUCAUCUUCAGCUUGUGGCGCUGGCGCCGCGUCGGGCCCAUCUUCAUCUCCAUCAGCAUUAUCGUUUCCGUUAUCAUUCCUGCUGUUAUCACGUAUAAGAACUAUCUGGAUCCCACCUUGUUGUUCUAUGCCAAAGAAUUUACUGACAUCGUAUCAAACUUCUACUUCAAGACGGAAUAUAUCAAGACACACAUGAAACUGACUACGUACUUCAUGGGUUUGCUUACUGGUUAUAUAUUGCACAGGAUACAGGAAAAAGAUUACAAAUUCUCUCGCAUCUUCAAAGUGUUCGCAUGGACGACAAGCAUAAUCCUCGGGACGGUGACCACGUUCAGCGUGUCAGUAUUCUACCAGGACUGGUACGAGUACAACAAUAUCGAGGCUGCGGCGUACAUCUCCUUGCAUAAGGUCGCGUGGGGCAUCGCCAACGGGUGGCUGGUCACUGCCUGCGCUACUGGCAGCGGAGGUUAUCUCGGCAAGUUGCUGUCAUGGAAGUUCCUCGUACCGCUCUCUCGGCUUACUUUCUGUGCUUACCUCGUCAACGGAGUCGUCGAGUUGUACUAUGUAGGGCAGCUGAGGCAUCCACUACAUAUAACAUUCUUCACUGUGGUGGCUAAUGCUAUAUCCCACAUAAUACUGACGUUCUUUUUGGCUACGCUUCUUUGUCUGAGCUUCGAGUCACCUAUUCAUGGAAUCGAGAAAAUUCUUCUCAGAAUGUUUGCCCGGCCAGUUUUAAGUGAUAACGCUAUGAGAAACCAACAGGACCAGAUAUCGAGAAACACUAGUCAAAGAAAAUUAGAAACGUAGCAGUAGUUAAUGUAUAAAUUAAUUAAAUUAAUAUUCGAAUGACUGAUCGGAAUGUAGCGCCCGGGAAAAUACUACAAGCAAAGUGUCAGAACAUUGUAAGCUGCAAGUAGAGUAUCAUGAAGAUACUAACUUAGUUAUAUGAAAGCUAACAGAAGCGACAAGCGCGAUAACGCGACGGGGCACAACACAGCAAUGAUGUCAAAGACAAAUGUUACCUACUUUGAAAGAGACCUAUUGUAAAUGAGUUUUGCCGAUCGAUUUGCAAAAAAAAAUGUUAGUAAUUAAAUUAGGAUGCCUCAUGUUUCGGAGCUUGGCGCCUAGAAAAUACGUUAAGUAGGUAUAAUAGUAGGUAGAAUGCUUAAUUAAAGCCCUUCUUGCAUAUUUACAAUAUAUGAGUAAAAAAACACAUAAAAUACAUUAUUUGUCGUUCAAAGGUCUAAAAAUUAAAAUUAAAUUAUAUUAGGACAGCAUUAAUGAUUUUUUUUUAACUAAGUGAUUUGGUACCUCAUGAUUCAUGAGUCAUGAAUUACCAAACUUUACAUUACGUAUACCAAUGAGGAUAUAAUAGGAGAGCGGUACUGUCAUAGUAAAUUUUGUAACCACUGUAAAUUCACUGCCAUCUAUCGACAUACUUUAAAACUAAAAAUGAAGAUUUAUAAAAAUACGUUAAAAUGUAUUUAAAUAUGGAUAAAUGAUUAUUUCAUUUGUAUUAAUUAUUUUUAUAUGAUUUUGACCCAUGUUCUUUCACUUUUAAAAUUAUAAAUAACAAACGAAACAGUCAACGCCCUCUAUACGAGAGUUGGCCAAAACUAGUAGUGCCAUCUGAUCGAGAAUCAAAUUUUCGUGAUUUUCGAGGCACGUUUUUUCCUUCGACUGUAUCCAUCUAUUACGGAGUUAUAUCUAUCUUUGCGUAUACCAAAGAGGAUAUAAUAGGAUAGAGCGGUACUGUCAUAGUAAAUUUUGUAGCUACAGUAAAUUUACUGCCAUCUAUCGACACACGAUUAAGACUAAAAAUAAAAAUAUCAAAAAAUGUAUUUAUAGAUUGAUAAAUGAUUUUUUUACUGCAUUAAUUAUUUUUAUAUGAUUUUGACCCAUUUUCUUUCACUGAUCUUCGUUAAAAUUGUUAAAUAACAAACGAAACCGUCACCGCCAUCUAUACGAGUGUAGGCCAAGCCAAAGGUAGUGGCGCCAUCUGAUUGAGAAUCAAAUUUUCUUGAUUUUCGAGGCAUGUUUUUUCCUUAGACUGUAUCCAUCUAUUACGGAGUUAUAUGUAUCUUUGCGUAUACUAAUUACUAAUUUCAAAUGGAAAGUUAAUCCGAGCAUGUCACAUAUAGACAUCAGCUCCAAGAGCUACUAGUUAAUAUGUAAAAUAAAUACAAAGCCCAAGGGCCAUACUGAAAGUUUUGCGUAACUUUUGAAUAAAAACAUUUUUACUACAUUUAUAAUAAUACAUUUACUGCUUUUCAAAAUAUUUCCCCUUACAUUUUAUGCACAUAUUGACUCGCUCGGACCAUUUUUAGAAGGAUGAGGCUCAAUCACUUGACUUGACUGCAUGUUUUCGACGUGGUGAUUAAACUUAGUAACUGCCUCUUCGGGGGUCUUAAAUGUCAAACCCCUCAUUAAAUCUUUAAUUUUGGGAAAUGGAUAGAAAUCACAAGGUGCAAGGUUUGGACUACAAGCCGGAUAAGUGACAUUUUUCACGUUUUCAGAAUUCAAAAAUGCUUGUCUUCUUUUCGGUAUAGGGAGACGCAUUGUCAUGAUGCAGGAGGAUGCGGUUUCUUGGUCGUCUCUCGCGGACUUUUUAAAUAACUGUGGGCAGACAAAUGGUAGUACUACCACUUAGUAUUUAACGUUCUUUUAUUAUUUAAAAGUACAAUACAAAUAUGUCCCGUUAAAAAAAAACAGGCGAUCAUUUGUUUGGCAACGCUUUUGGCUUGUUGAACUUUUGUGGGCCUACUGUAACCUUCUAAAGACCCAUUCACAGGACUGUUGCUUUUUUUCCGGAUCGUAGCAGUAAAUACAGGUUUCAUCUCCUGUAACGAUGUUAUAUAUAGCAUUUGAACUCCCUUGCUUAUUAUUACGCAGCAUUUCUCGGCACCAGUCAACAAGUACCUGUUUUUAUGUUAAUUCACAACAAAGCUUCCUGACUUAAAUAUUCUUGUAAAAUCUUUUGUAUUUGACUCAUGCCUAUCCCCAAUUGUCCUCAAAUUUCGUCAUAGGUGAUUCAUCGGUUUUCUUCAAUGAGUCGUGUCACAGCAGUCACGUUUUCUUCAGUCACCGCGGUUGACGGUCGACCUUCACGAAAAUCAUUACCUAGAACACGGCCUCUAAUAAAUUCACCAUUCCAACCCCUCACGGUGCUCAGAUGUGGUGCUUCAAUCUCAAAAGCAUUUUGAAGGCGAGCACUACACUUGCGGAGUAAGCGAAUUUUUAAAAUCUUUUCGCGUCAAAGCCAUGUUUAACGCAAGUGAUUUACUUUGACAAGCCAUUACUUUGAAAAGAAAACAUGAUCGAUAUGUCGCCAACAUUUAUCACAUUCUAUAAACAAAAGCAUGUAUUUUUUUUAUACAAUUCGUAAUUUAAAUGUUUACGAGUGGCCAGUAGUGCAAAACAUUCAGUGUGGCCUAUAAUUAUGUACAAUAAAAUACAAGAAGAGCUUUAGCUAAGCUUUAUACUUACGAGUUAUGUAUUGUAACUGGUAGGUAUUUUAUAUUUUUAUACGGUGAUAGGAUGCGAACCAAUCCAAAACUCAUUUUAUAUACCUAAAAUAUUAGUUGUAAAAUUUGUUACCUUUGCUUUUAAAAUGAAAAGAUAUUAGUAUUAGCAAAUAUCUUAUAGUCUGUACAUGAGCUCCGAGCAACUUUAAGGGCCGCUUUGCUUGCACCCCACAUGUUUGCUGUUGCUGCACGGCGCGGACGCGGGCACUCACUAACUCUUAUCAAAAGUGCUCGAGGCUCGUGUGCGACCUGUAGACUAGAUCUAUGCUUUGGUUUCAUUGCUAUAAGCGAAAGUAUUUCUUCAAUUGAAACACGUAUCUAAAUAUUAUGUAAGUAUCGAGGUGUAGGCUUAUACACAUAAGGCAUUAGUACCUUUAGAUAUCUUUCUGUAAACUAGUACUCAUCCGUAAGUACCUAUGAGGAUUAUUAUGUUCUGCGAACAUUGCCCUUUUUAAUUUAUUUAUUUACCUAUGUAUUUGUAUAUAAAAUAGGAGGCUAACUAAUCAUUUGGAACACUGAAUUUCUGACUCAAAUUUACAGGUAUUGAUACCUGUAAUAUACCUGUACCUACUGUACGAUUGUUAGAGGUGUCCAUUUCGAUAAUUAUUGCUAAUAUUUUAUAAUUAUAUAAUGGGUGUUUCUGCUAUAUAGGUGGAUAUUUUAUUAUGUGGUAAAUUAGACUUGUUGACGCGUCUGCUACUCUACACAUAGUUUGACUAAAAUCUAAAUUUAAUUUAAUGAGUUUUACUGCCAACUUAUCCACACAAUAUAAUGAACGGCUGUAAUAGUAUAGUGACUGGGUUAAGAAUAUCUGUCGUAAAUCACCCUCUAAUUCCCAUUACGUUGACAAUUUCUUACGGAAUCCUCCCCUAGGGUUCUCGUGAAUAUUCAUUAUUUCCUCAUAUCUACAGCACCGCAAAAAUCGAUGUAAGGCCGCCUGCCGCGCUAAACUAUGUUUUUCUAUACAAGGUUUGUUUGGGAUGU